CCGGAGCAUCCCUGUUUUGUUCCCCACCGACCCAGCCUCAGUGAACAAAAAGCAGCAGACCCACAGCCUCAUGUUUACAGUGUGAGCAGACAUGGGAUACAGGCGGGGAGAGACCACUCAUUCAUCGCUGAGUUAGCUUGACUGGAAGCUUUUUUUUUAUUUUUAAAUUAAACAACACAUCCAAGACCAUGGCUAAGCAGUACGAUGUGCUCUUCCGACUCCUGCUUCUCGGAGAUUCUGGGGUUGGGAAAACAUGUUUGCUAUGCAGAUUUACGGACAACGAAUUUCACCCUUCUCACAUCUCCACCAUCGGAGUCGACUUCAAAAUGAAAACACUACUAAUAGAUGGUAUCAAAGUUCGGAUACAGAUAUGGGACACUGCAGGACAAGAGAGAUACCAGACCAUCACUAAGCAGUACUACAGACGAGCACAGGGAAUCUUCCUGGUGUACGAUAUCACAAGUGAGCGAUCCUUUCAGCACAUCAUGAAGUGGGCCAGUGACGUGGAUGAGUACGCUCCUGAUAAGGUGCAGAAGAUUCUCGUAGGGAACAAAUCAGAUGAAGUGGACAAGAGGCAGGUGGCCACUGAGCAAGGUGUCAAGCUGGCCAGGGCUUAUGGAAUGGACUUUUUUGAGACAAGUGCCUUCACCAACCACAAUAUAACAGAGACUUUCACACGAUUGGCUGAGCAAGUGCUGGCCGCCAACAAAAAGGACCUGGAUCUGCUGCGGACGUCUUAUAAUGACGAGAUCAAUCUAGCUGCUCUGGAGGAAGAGGAAGGACUCUGUGACGGUGCAGCGGGAGACCAAGGAAAAGCCUGCUGGUGUUAAACACAUAAGACAGUUAAUUACUUGUUAUCAUGUAGACUCUCUGAGCACUUUGAGGAAAGUUUGUUCCUUUUUUUUUGCCGUUUUCAGAAACAAAAAGGAGCAUUUAGCUAAUGUUUUGAAGCCAACGUCUCUCAGUCUCAAGUAAGGAGGACAAAAAUGUUUAUGAGCUGUGUGAGAGCGCUUUAAAGGACAAAGAUGGGGACAUUUUGCCACUAAGUGUAGAGACUGUUGUGUGCAAAGCAUCCUAAGCUACAAAUGUUAAGGUUUAUCUCAGACAGACUGAGUUUUCAUUGUCCAAACACUGAUGCCUGCUCAGUAUACUGUGUCUUUGUGAAACCAGAUGCAAACUUUAUUCAUUUUAAAUUCAUACAUGCAGUUGAAAAAGGACAGCUGGAGUUCAAGACUUUCCCAACCUUUCUGAUAGACUUGGUACUGUUUCUUCAAAUACAAUAAAAGAUAGGACUUGGAAAUGUGCAACACUGACUUGAAGCUUUUAAAAAUGUUGUAUUUCACCAUAAUUUUCAAGUGCAUUCUCUGGUUUUGAUCAUGGGGCUGAGUGCCUUGAAAAUCAAGAAUAUAAAGCAACAUUUUCACUAAGCAGAUCCAGUUCAGUUCAGUCUAGUUUGGCUCGGUUCAGUUUUGCAUGGUACGAAUGUUUCACCUGUUAAAUAAGGGCCAAAGUAGUACCGUACCUGUACCGUCAUAGUUUUUGGCACCCAUUUGUUGCUGUACCAAGCAUAUAUCCAGCCUAAAGGAGUGGAGCUAGACUCACUGCAGUCCUCUGAUUGGUUGAAGGGGUCGUCACUUCUUGUGGGACAACAGUAGUAAUGGAAUGUUUUGUACAGAGUUUAACGGCUUUUUUGGUAAUCAACAUGCUUUUAAAGGAAACAGUGAUAUAUUAUUUAUCAUUACGUAGAUUGAAAUGACAACAAGGGAGUAGUUAUGUGUUGUUUUCAAACAAGCUGGUUGUAAAGGCUUAUUUGUGCUCUCUUCAAAUAUGAAAGUAGGUCGGUGUGUUUUAAACAAUCAGCACUGCCCAAAUACUCACAUGUGCAAAGGCAUUUUAGGGCCACUCUGAAAUAUAAAGAAUAAAACCAAUCCAUUCAUUCUGAAGAAAAAAGAGUUUAUUAUGUUGUA
Molecule: messenger RNA, 1967 nt
Organism: Cheilinus undulatus (humphead wrasse)
Lineage: Eukaryota; Metazoa; Chordata; Actinopteri; Labriformes; Labridae
Gene: rab15
Product: RAB15, member RAS oncogene family
Exons: 7
Coding region: 189-830 (213 amino acids)
Biological process (GO): Rab protein signal transduction
Molecular function (GO): GTP binding; GTPase activity
Source: RefSeq, a predicted model, not a curated record